CCACGAGUCAUAAGGUGUUCCAUCUGCACAUGUUUGGGCUGAGGUUUUAUCUUGUAAUCAACAAUCUGCUGGGAUGACAGCCAGUGGCUGCUUCUGAGAGCUCAGGUUACUGUCAGCUGCUGUACCUUAAUCUCGCUAACUUGUUGAUGCUUAUUCCCUCUCUCCACCGUUUGUGUGGUGGGCUGAACCAUGGGGACAAAUAACCAGGAUGUAGCAUGUUACCUGGUUACUAAACAUUCAGUAUGGAAGGGAAAAUACAAACGCAUCUUCAGUGUGGGAAAUGCAGGCAUUACCACCUACAACCCAGGUAGUAUGGAGGUGACAAACCAGUGGUACUACCAUGAUUUUAUUAACAUAACUCCUGCCCUUAAGGGUGUUGGUCAAGUUCCUAAUGAAUUCAUGAUAACCAUGAAAAAAGGCAAAAAAGUGGACCAUAUGCGCUUUUCGUCUGACCAUCGGACAGACAUUAUCUCAGAGGCUCUUGUGUUCAGGCACAUUUUUGCUGAAGGAAUCAUUGAUAACCUGCGAGCCAAUGCACAGAAGGUCCACUGGUCAGAAGCAAAAAUCCCAGUUAUUUUAGAAGUUACAGCUUGCUCUGUUGAUCAGCUUGAUGCUGGCACAGGGACUCCUCUUGCUUCCUACAUGUUCAAAGAUAUAGAAACUCUUGUCCCAGUGUCUGACAUCCCUGGUGGUUUGUGCAUUCAGAAUGGAGGCUUUGGCGGGUUACACAUCUUCUCCAAAGACCGUCGGGAUGAAAUUCUCAGGAAAGUUGAAGACAAUGCUAAGAAAUACAUUGGUAUUUCAAUCCCAGCCAAAAAAGUUUGCAUUACUCUUCAAAAAGCAAUGGAAACUAGAGUAGGAAAAUAUAGUGGAGAUGAACACAUCACCUCUUUAUGUGAAUUUGUUGUUCACAAAGUAAGCCACAGACACUUGGAUCCUGUUAAAAGAACCCUCUGUAUUAGUGAGACAUGCCUUAUAGAACGGGAUCCCAAUUCCUAUGCCAUUGUUACGUUACGGCCCCUCUCGGAUGUUUUUGCUCUAGUCCGACAUCAAGAGAACCCACAAAUGCUCACAGUAGAGUAUGUUAGAGGUGGCAAUCGAGUGUAUACUUCCUCUGACAGAGAUUCAUUAUUAGCAUCUCUUAUUGAUGGUGUGCGAGCAUCCGGGAACUUGGAUGUCCAUGUGCGCAUGACGCCAACAUCACGAGGCAAGCGUCUAGGACCCCUUGAAGUACCAGUAGAUGAGGAAGUGGAAUCUAUGCAUCUAAAGUUUCUCCAACAGCCCCCACCUGGAUGGUCAUUUGCUGAGGCAAUAGAACGAUUCAAUGCAAAUGUCUCUUACUCGGGAUUGCUUCAUGCAGUCACAGGAGAGGGUCUUUUUGCGGAGAAUAAGGAACGUCUUAUCACUGGAGGUCUUGGUGCUCUGGUGCUACGAGAGGGAGACCAGAUAACCCUUCCAGCGGAGGAGGUGGAGGCACAGUUCCACGCCCUCCGCAGGCUUGUAGCAUCAAAAGCUGGGUUUGCAUGUCUUACGUCACUCCCUGGCUUCCGAGAAAAAGUAGGUGUGAAGGUUGUGAAAGCUUUACAGAGGAAUGAUGAUGGAGUGAAUCAUGCUGCCAUUGAUAUGCUUUGUGCACUCAUGCAACCAAUGCAUGACUAUCCAGAUCUAAAACAAGAACAACUUAACAAAGCCUCACUCCUCGCGUCAGCAAAAUUCCAAGAAAAGCUUCUGGAAAAUUGGGUUUUCCAUGUGACACAUGGGACUGGAGCACUUGUGGUGUCUGCUAUGCUGGAUUUCUUGACCUUUGCUCUCUGUGCUCCGUAUAGUGAAACAACUGACGGAGCUCAUUUUGAUCGUUUGCUGGAGAUGGUGGCAGACAAUGGCAGGUCCCUUUACAGGCUUUUCCAGCAUCCAUCACUAGCUAUUGUGAAAGGUGCAGGAUUAGUAAUGAAAGCUGUAAUAGAAGAAGGUGAAAAUGACAUCCCCAUGCGCAUGCAGCUUCUAGCCCUGACUGAAGGAGCACUACCACGCCACCUGUUCACAGCACUCUUCACCCAAACGUCUGAUGGGAGACUCCUAACACAUCGACAGCUCUCACGCCACCUUGUUUCCCUUUGGGCUGCAGAGAAUCAGCUUGCUAUCGAGCUUCUAGGACGAACUGUGCCACCAGGUCUUUUAGCUUUCCUUGGAAGUAAAGAGACUGUGUCGCUUGAUGAUAUUGACCGAUUGAACACCAGGGACAACUUGAAAAUGGCAGAGGAGGAUGAAGAAAGGAAUAAAAAGAAUCAAGUGUUGGAGACUUUAGACAGAGCAUACAAGAGCUCUGUCAAAAAAGUUGAGCAUUUGGUUGAAAGACACAUGGAUAAAAUAGAGACUGUGGAAAGACAUUUACAAAAAGGAGCGAAGCACGUGGAAGCUUACUAUGAGGCAUACCUGGAAAAACACGUAGACUUUGCUUUGCAACACUGGCGGUCUCGUAUGAAGAGAGAGAAGUCAGCUGAAGAGAAAUUUCGUGAACGACCUUUGGUGCUACGGAAAAGGAGAGAGAAACUCAAAGCAACUGCUAAUUGGCCUCUCUUUUAUUUCAAGUUCAAUCAAGAUCAUUCACUUCCAAAUCUAAUAUGGAAUUACAAAACUAGAGAAGAAUUACGGGUAGUGCUCGAAGCAGAAAUGCGAGCCUUUAAUGAAGACCGUGAUGUUAGAGGAGGGAUGGUCAUAGCCUGGAAUCACCAUGAGUUUGAAGUUAGCUAUCCAUCACUGAAGGAUGAAAUCAAGAUUGGUGACUACUAUCUUAGGAUCUUACUAGAGCAGGAGAAUAAUGCUUCAGAGGAAGAGUCGCCCAUUAGAAAAUCGUAUGAGUUCUUCAAUGAUCUUUACCACCGGUUCCUUUUGACCCCCAAAGUGGCUAUGAAGUGCCUCUGUUUGCAAGCUAUGGCACUUGUGUAUGGCCUGCACCACAAAGACAUUAAACAGUUCAAUGACACCCGCUAUAUUGUCACCAUGCUGUCUCGCACCUGUGAUAAACUAGAGAGGGACAGAUUGCUCCUCUUCUUGAAUAAGUUAAUAUUAGAAAAGUCCAAUGUACGGGAAAUUGUUGAAGCAGGUGGUGUACGCAUCCUCUCCGACCUACUGACUCUAGCUCACCUCCACAUCAGUCGUGCAGUCAUGCCAACACGGACCAAUGUUAUUGAGGCCUCACCUGACAUGGCACGAGACUCAGAGAAGGAGUGGUAUUAUCAGGUGAAAUAUAUUCAGUUGAUGGCUAAUGCAGUCAUGACAGAAAGUGACCUUGCAACCCUCAUCCUAAACAUGCUCAUCACCAUGUGUAGAUACUUUCCGUCACGGACAGACGACGGAGCAGUUAUACGUCCACUACCUCGCAUCAAGCGGCUGCUCUCUGACCCACUCUCUCUUCCACACAUUGUCCAAUUAUUGCUCACUUUUGACCCAGUCCUAGUUGAAAAGGUUUCUACACUUUUAGUGGAGAUCAUGCAAGACAAUCCAAACAUUUCAACAGUGUACACAACAGGAGUAUUUUACUUCAUCCUCAUGUAUAUGGGCUCGAAUGUGCUGCCUAUUGGGCGAUUCCUCCACAUGUCUCAUAUGCAGCAGUCAUUCAGAGCAGAGGAGAACACUGGUGGAGACAUCAUGAACCAGAGUAUCUUGGGCCAGAUUCUUCCUGAGGCUAUGGUCUGCUAUCUUGAGAAUUAUGGUGCUGAUAAAUUUGCUGAGAUCUUUUUAGGAGAAUUUGACACUCCAGAGGUAAUUUGGAGUAAUGAAAUGCGCAGACACAUGAUUGAAAAAUUGGCGUCGCACCUAGCAGACUUCACUCCACGUCUCAUGAGCAACACUCGGGCCCUUUACCAGUACUGUGCUAUCCCACAUAUCACUUACCCUCAGCUGCAGCAUGAACUAUUCUGUGAUAUUUACUACUUGAAACAUUUAUGUGAUGUGGAACGCUUCCCUGACUGGCCAAUCAAAGACCCAGUUGCGCUUCUGAAAAGAGUCUUGGCAGCAUGGCAGAGUGAGGUAGAAAAGCAGCCAUCUUCUAUGACUGUUGAAGAUGCUUACACAGAGCUUGGUCUGGAGAAUGAUUCUCGACAUGAUGAUGCUAAGAUUCGAAAAGCAUACUUUAGACUUGCUCAGAAGUACCAUCCAGAUAAGAAUCCUGAUGGAAGGGAUAAAUUUGAGAGGGUUAACAAAGCGUAUGAAUUCCUAUGUAGUCGAUCAGCACAUGCAGUAGAUGGGCCUGAUCCGAAGAAUAUUCUUCUAGUUAUCCGAACACAAAGCAUUCUUUUCUCACGCUACAAGGAUGUGUUGGCACCAUACAAAUAUUCUGGCUACCCAAUGCUCAUCAAGACCAUCCAGCUAGAGGCAGAUGAUGAGCAACUUUUCAGUAAAGAGACCUCACUACUCGCAGCAGCUGCAGAACUCACCUACCAUACUAUUAAUUGCUCUGCACUUAAUGCUGAGGAACUAAGAAGAGAAAAGGGACUUGAGGUACUACAAGGUGCCUAUAAUAGGUGUGUGAGUGUACUUAAUGCCAGUAGUAAACCCAGUGACGUUGCAGUUCAGGUGUGUACAAACAUUGCACGGUGCUACACGGCUGCUGCCUCCUUCCCUAUGUGUCGAGAGAAACUCAUUGAGAUGUCACACUUCAUCAAGGAUCUGUGUCACACACUUUACUUCAAGUCUUUGCUGCGUGUCUGCUUAGUGGGUGUGGAGUGUGUGUCAGCGCUGGCCAUUGAUCACAUCCUUCAGAUGAACUUGCUCCAAGCCGGCAUCCUCUGGCAUCUAUUGCUCUUCCUUUUCAAUUAUGACUACACUCUUGAUGAAGGUGGUGUCAGCAAGUGUGAAGAUUCAAACCAACAGGAGUUGAGCAAUCGACUAGCCAAGUUGGCCCUCUAUGCCUGUGGUCGUUUGGGUGGUCUAUACAUGGAAGAGGACAAAGUAACCCCAGCCAAUACUGUAAUCCAGGGAGUGCUUCAAAAACUGCUGACCCCUUACAUAGUUUCCCUUAUACCCAUCUGUUCAUCAGAAGAGGUGUUAAAGAUCUUGACAAGUAAUGUAGAGACGCCAUACCUCAUCUGGGACAACGGCACCCGUACACAGCUCAUUGACUUUCUGGCCAUCAACCAACAGGCUCAUGUGCGCACAGGCCAGUCAGAUCCAGAAUAUGGGGCAGCAUUUGAAUUUGAUGCUCACAAGGAUGAGCUUAUUAUUGGUGGAGUCUUCAUCAGAAUAUAUAAUGAGCAACCUUCAUUCCCUAUACAGAAGGCGAAGGAGCUUACCCUAGAGCUUCUCCAGUAUAUUGGUGGAGAAACCCAGUAUGUCCACUCUCUGCUGUCUCUCUCAGCCGCCACAGUGUCACAUCCAAGACUUGCACGUGUUGGUGAUGCCCUUCAAGCUCUCGUUAAUGUCAUAAAAAAUAACCCAGGACGAGACUGUAAAGCAUCCCUAGAUGGUGAGCGGGAACCAGGAGUUGAGAUGCAGUGCAUAGGUCACUUCAAGCUGCUCUUCUCUCUGCUGCGACUGGAGGGUUGUGUGAGUGUGCAACAGUGUGUGUUGGCUGUGAUGGAGGGAGUGACUGGUAAUGCUGACUGUGUCAGUGAUAUUGCUGCUUCAGAGGUACUGGUGUAUUUGAUGCUGGCACUGCACUCUCCAGCUCUCACAGCUGAUCGUAUGAUGUCCCUUAAUAUUCUCCAUGCCCUCAUGUCCAACACCAAGAUAGUUAAAGAAGCCCUCAAUAAAGGGGCUGUUAUGUAUCUACUCAAUAUUUUCUGUUCAUCGGAUGAUGGAGAUGUAAGAGAGAAAACAGCAGAGCUAAUGGGCAAAAUGACUUGUGACAAGUUAGUUGGCCCUCGUGUUAGACUGAUACUUCUCAGAAUUCUUCCUGCCGUCUUGGUAGAUCAGAUGCGUGACUCACCCAGCACUGCAGUCUAUUUAUAUGAGGCUCAACAUGAGAACCCAGAACUAAUAUGGACGGACGAAUCUCGGCAAAAUGUUUCAGCCGUGGUUUCUAGAUUAGUAGAAGAAAUUCAUAGUCAGCAACAGGAAGAUCCAAAUUCAAAUUGGAAAUUCCCCGAGGAAGUUUCAUUAUCAUCAACUUCUGGAGAAGUGGUGGUUGGAGGAGUUUUCCUGCGACUCCUAGUUGCAAAUCCAUCAUGGGUGGUUCGCAAACCAAAAACUUUCAUAUCUGAUCUUUUUGAUGCUGUACUAGACCAGCUAGCAAGGGGUGGCAGUGAUGUAACUCUCUUGCACUGGGGGGACACACUAGAGCUAGUGAUGAGUACUGUGGUUGCUGUGUUAUCAGCUCAACGUAACUUGCUCGAGUACCUGCCGCAACUAGGUCAUUUCCCUCGAGUGGUGUCGCAGCUGCACUCAAAAAACUCACAGUACUCGUGGGUUUAAAAAGAAGAAAUACAUUUUUUUUAUCAGGUUUGCUUCAUGUCCUUUAGGGGAACAGAAGUUAAGCUGGGCCCAGUUUCACCCGAAGUUGCUCCUGAGUCGGGGUGGCUUGUGAAGCCCUUUCAUAACCUUUUUCUGGGGGGGGCACGUCCCGCCACUGCAUUUGUUGAAGGGCCUCAGAGCAAAGUCAUUCCCAACUUUUCUCUGCUUGAGUCAAAGCUUGAUGCAAUUCAAAAACCAGCAUCUAAACCCAAAACACAGAUUUUUACCUCCUCAAAACUUGGCGCUUCACCUCAGCAUCUACUGCAGGUCAAUGCUCUUUUGUCAAAAUCAGCAGUUUGGCCUCAGUACCGUGACCAAAAACACGACCUGUUUAUUGAAUCUUCACCUACUGCUGGGUACCUGAUGGGUGGGGCACCUGGAGUGGCUGGCUUCCUCACUCAGGGCUCCUCACGAGCCAUGCCAUCAACUCCUCCAUCAGUUAAUAGUACUCACAGACAGCCUGAAUUACCCUGAGUACUUCCUCGUGAUGAAAGAUAAGAUUUUUUUUUUGUCUAAUGUAUAUACAAUAUCAUUAUCAUGCGCAUGAUCUCUAUACAGAAAUGUAAAACAAAAUUCCUUGGAGCUUUUUAAUAUAAUUAUUUCCAUGGAAUAUAAUUUUAGUACUGCAGACUGUGAUUUCUACACGUGAAGAAGAUAUAUUGGAGUGUACAGUAAUUUAAUUCUUUAUCAUAUACAUAAUUGAUUUCUUGAUUAAUGCACUAAAGUGUUACAUUCUUGACUUGAUUAACAGCAGACUUAUAGUUUCGAAAAAAUAAUAUUGCCCAAGUUGCCAGGACAUGUGAUAUCAAGUAGUUAUAACUAAUAUUUUAAUCUUGGAAUGAAUUAUAUAUCUGAUAAAAUGUAUAUUCAAAGCACACACAUUAUGCCUGACUGCCAUCAACACUUUUUCUAAAGCUUGCAUCAAUAGAUCAUAUCAUCACAUUGUAUAACCUUCAAAUAAUAUAACACUGAUCUGUCCCUUUUUAAUGUUGGAAGAGCUAGUGGUAUGUAUUCACAAGUUCUGUUAUAAGGUGUUUAUGAAGUAUCUGUUUAUGGUUUACAGUAUUUGAAAAUCCAGUUUUCUUUUUGAAGCUUUAUCAGUACACCAAAUAUGGCUUGGGUAUGACUUGUACAAUAUGAGUGCUAUAUCUUACUGUGUUCACUUCUAAUCCACAAAUUGCAGGUGAAACUAGUCAACAUUUUAGUGUCCCAGACCAUUACCAACUCUUGACUUCAUAAGAGUUCAUGAUGAACCAAAAUAUCACCUAGUUUGGUCUCCAAUUUCUGGGUUAGAUAUGAAUUGUUCUAGCCAUGGUAUUAUUAUUACUAUAUUCGUGGGGAAGUGCUAAACUGUUAGGGGUUAUACAGUGCUUGGUAAAUGGGAGGUAAUCAUGUUUGAUCCAGAGAAAGGAAGGAUAGCUUCAGUUCCUUGGAUCAUGAGCUCUUUUCCAUCAUCAAGGCACUCUCUCUCGAGUGUAUUAUUUGCUGCACAGAAAUUAUGAAUAAAAAAUUAAAAUCUCUGAUAGGUUUUCUUAUAGUGCUAAUUUGACAGUAAUUAUUUUAAAAACUAAUUUACAGAAUUAAUGAUGGUCUAUACAGUAUUCAGCAAGCUGUUAGUGCUUCCUAUCUUACUCCUCCAGAAAGGACCUUGACUGAUGAAUGUUGAUUCGAAGGAAUAAGGUAAUCUCUCCAACCCUACUGAAUAUGCAUUAUUGUUGAAGUACGUAACACUAAAGCAGAGUUUCUCAGAGUGGGCUGUGACCUCCCAUGGGGGUCAUGAAUCAUGAGUGGGAUAAGCCUUAAAUGGCUCAUGGGUUCUCUUAGUAAAUUGGCUGAGAAAUGCUGAACUAGAAAUUUGCUCUUAAAAUUGAUUUAGAGUUUGGGCACAUUAAUUAUAAGAAAUAAAGACAGUGGUAGCAGAAAAUCCUUUCAAUACAUUGUUUUUCCUAAGCUUUCUCAAGUAUAUAAGAAGAAGCAAAUAUAUCACCUUUUAAAGCAGACAAGCACCAAGAGGUCAGACUUGGAGAAAGGCCAUAUGUGAGGUCAUGUGGCCUCGGUUUCAUGACCGCUCUACCUUGGUGGGAAACAGUUGAUGUGUUAAUAAAAAAAAUGAAAUAACAUAUAGCCUGUCUUCAAGCCUGACCUCAUGGUGCUUGUUUGCUUUAUAAGCACUGCACUUGACUAACAUAUUACACACACAUUUAUGAAAAUGAAUUUGAAGAUGUAUUUUUUUGAUCUAGCAGAUUUUCUGGCAGGCAAAAAAAAAAAUCCAAUAUGUUGUACUAAUAAUUCAAUAUGUUUUUUCAUUGUCAUUUAUAUGCAAUAUAAAGUGCCUGAGAACUUGUGCAUAAAACACUAGUAUAGCAUUAAAAUAUAACAAGAUUUGUAAGUAUAUAAACGAGUGAUUCAAAAGUCUGUGUUAAUUUAUUAUUAAAGAUCUUCAUAAUCUUUCAGGUUGCAUGAUAAGAACAAGAAUAAUUUUAAAUCAUGAAUUAAAUGAAAAAAAUUCUAAUUAAUCCUUUGACUUUAUAGUAUUUUAUAUCUUCAUAAUUUCAUUGUGCAUCAGAGCAUUGUCUUGUAUCUCUAACUUCCGAAAGUUAAAAUCAAUCAUAGAAUAUUAGCUUUGAUGAAGUAUUCCUUGUUACAGCAUGCUCAGAUCCUCUGAAUAUUCUCACCAAGGAAUUAACACAUGCCAUACCAUGGUGUAAUUUGAAGGUUAUGUCAGUACAUUCUAAAUACACAAGCAGUAAUUGCCACUCUUGGAAGAGUUGAGUGUGGCAUUUUUUUCAAUUACUUUUAUUCCAACUCUUCAUCAGUUUCCCACGAAUGCAGUCACCUAAAAAAAAAUGCAUAUUUUCAAGGAAAAUUUAUAUAGGUCCUGUAAGGAAAUCAUUUUAUUUCUGUAAUUUAAAUAUCUUUAGCUUUUAUAAUGUAGAGUUUCACAUUAUCAAUCAAAUUAUUUGAUGAAAUCUUUAUAUACUUAAAUAUUUGGAGUGUAUUCAUCCACUUGUGCAACAAAGUUUUCAUAUGGUUCAAAUAUUUUGGACAUCAAAAGCCUGGUAAUUAAGAGCUUAUUAAAUAUAAUUGUGCUUUAAUCCCUUAACAUCACAAGAAAUUUGUAAACAGAACUCUGUUUCAUUGGGUAAUAGGGUGCAUUCCCCCCCCCCCCACACACACACACACAGGAGCUGUGACUCGAUCCCUGUAGCCACAACUUGGUGAAUACACCCCCCCCACACACACACACACAGUGAAGAGGCAGGGCCAGGAGCUAUGACUUGAUCCCUACAACCACAAUUAGGUGAGUACACACACACACACGGCUUCUGCCCAGACAUAGCAUUAGUCAAAUAUAUAAUAUUUUAAGCCAGUUGUAGUACAAAUGCAUCAUCUAACAGACAUGUACACGGAUGCGUAAUAGCAUGUACGAGUCUCGGAUCCUGGAGUCUGCUUUGCUGAUAACAGCAUAAUAAUGUACCUAUAUGAAUCUUAAAUAAUGGGAAAUAAAAUACAAAAAGCUAACAAAUUAUCAAUUGUAAAACUCUCUGAAGGAAUAUAGUAAUACAUAUUUUACUUAUGAUUGGUAUUUGCAUGAUAAUUAGAUGCAUUUACUAAAAUCAUUUAGGUAAGAUAGUUAUAAUAGGAUCAGUACUGAGGCACUAACAGACAGUUGUCACUGGGUAUACUUACAUACAUACAGUUGCCAUUUAAGGUCUCAUACAUACCACUUGUAAGUUUGCUGCUCAUGGUAGUGAUGAGUAUCAGAUACCCAGCUCACCACAGAGAGACUGCCUUUUACCAGCUAUGAACAACUUGUAAUUAAUGGGUAUAUUUAAAGUUUGAUUUUGAUUUCCCACAUUACUUAGGAAAUAAUUAUCAACUUUUAUUCACUGUUUGGUAAUACUGAAGAUAAAGAUACUCGGUGUUAUGUAUAAUUACUUUCUUUUUUUAUUAAUUAAUAUAACAUUUAAGAUGCUGUUAUGUCUUAGUUUUCUGUUCAUUACUUUCUUUAUAAAAGCAUGAACAGCACAUUAAUUUGUCCUAAUUAUUUGUACAAAAGAAACAUUUCAUGAUAGUAAUUUUGCAUUAUUUAUACAGACUAACUCGAGUCAAAUUACAGUUAGUUUUCCAGCUAGUCUGUGUGUAACUGAUGGAUGAUAUGUAAUGUGACAAUUGAUUGUAAGGUUUUUCACUUGUAUAAAUGUAAUUUACUUUUAUUUUCAUUGAUUUAUUUAAACGUGGCUUAAGAAUAUACAAGAGAGACUACAGCAUUCCCCUGGGGUAAUUUUACUGAAGAGUUAAUUUUGGGUAUAACACAUAUUUGUAAAUAGCUCUAAGAUAGUUGCUCUAUAGUUAAGGAAGUUAAAUGCUUCCAUUAUACUGUAUAUGCUGAUGACCAACUACACUGAGUAUAUGAAAAAGCUCAUAUUACACAUUAUCAUAUCAUUGUGGUAAUUUAAGUAAAAUUUAUAUAGUUUGUAGAUUAAAACUAUUGGUAAUCACAUUAUUUCCCAGUAUUUAACAUGACAGUUUUUGUAUAUGUUCAGCUAGACAAAACUACCAAGAGUUCUCAACCUGUGGUCUGCAAACAUUUAAGGAUUCAUAUAUAUCUAUGAAUUGCUGAGGAUGAAAAAGUAAAUUCUUCUUCUAAAACAUAUUUGCUCUUCACAUUACUGUAAUAGAAACUAGUAGCCUCUGGUAAUUCAUGAAAUCUUAUUGAGUGUUGUGGGGUCUGCAAACCCAAGGUUCAGAAUCUACCUGUUUGUCUAUCAGUAGGCAUAUAAAGUACCUUGUUUAUAUUAUUUUUUACAUUAUUAUUACAGUAGAGCCAAGACAAUAUUUUUUACAGUAAGCAUUGAUGAAUAGUCUGGAGAUAGUGUUCAACAUAAUUUGAGUUACCAUACAAACACCUGCAGCUUGCCAUCUCUCAGAACAAAUUUCCCUGCCAAGCAAUGCUUUGCAUCCUGCACUAGUAACAGCUGCAGAGAUUACAUCUCUUGUCCCAUGUUUUAUUUUCUUGAUGUGGAUUAUAUUAGUUUUGGAACAAAGAUCUGUUAUAUGUACAUUACAAGCUGUCCUGUGAUGUAGGGAACAAUGGUUGUAGCAUAAUGUAUAUACACAAUUUUUAUAAUGAAAUGUCUAUAAUAACAAAUAACUUCUGUAAAAACAUCAAGUUGAUUGCAUUGUUCACAAUACUUUGAAAACUGAAUAAAUAUACAAGAAAG
This is a messenger RNA of Cherax quadricarinatus, 11675 nucleotides long. Lineage: Eukaryota; Metazoa; Arthropoda; Malacostraca; Decapoda; Parastacidae. The record is from RefSeq and is a predicted model, not a curated record.